This is a messenger RNA of Amaranthus tricolor (Joseph's coat), 3450 nucleotides long. RefSeq names its product exocyst complex component EXO70A1. The record is from RefSeq and is a predicted model, not a curated record. NCBI's taxonomy places the organism in Eukaryota, Viridiplantae, Streptophyta, Magnoliopsida, Caryophyllales, Amaranthaceae. The transcript has a single exon. Bases 472 to 2535 code for a protein of 687 amino acids. Gene Ontology annotation, molecular function: phosphatidylinositol-4,5-bisphosphate binding. Gene Ontology annotation, biological process: exocytosis. Gene Ontology annotation, cellular component: exocyst.
UUCUCGUACCUAAAUGCAAUUUUCUCUUUCUCUACCGUCAACAUAAACAACCCAUCAAAAAAUAGCACAACUUUAAAACCUACCUUCACACUCUCACCACUUUCAAAGAGAAAACUCGGAAAAAAGGAGUGAAUUCCUAAAAUAAUUUCAGCGUUUUUCCAUUUGUUUUCAAGGGUUUUUUUUUUUUUUUCUCUCUUCAUCACCGCCUCUAUUGCAGCUGAUUUGGUAUAAUUUCUCCUCCUUUUCUAUUACUAGAUUCAUUUAUUUCGAUAUAAACAAUAUAGUUAUUGUACUUUUUUCCUUAAUCUUUCAAAGUUGUUCAUUUUAUAAAGGGUGCUUAUAAUUUGAGUUAAAUCUUAGUACUUUAGCUUGGAUUUGCACUUUUUGUUGUAAAUUAGUGAAAAUAAUAGAACCCAUUUUGAUUUUAUAGUUUCUGAUGCAAGAAGAUUGUUCAAUUGUGAAUAUUAAUCUAUGGGUAGUAAUAACAUUGAGAGAUUGUUGUUAGCUAGGAAAUCAUUGAACUUUAGCUUAGAAAAGGUGAAAUCUUUAGGGUUAGCUCUAGAUAAAGCUGGGCCUAGAUUGGAUGAAAUUCACCAAAGGUUGCCUUUACUUGAGGCUGCUGUUAGACCCAUUAGGGCUAAUGAGGAUGCUCUUGUAGCUGUUGUGGGCCACAUUGACCGGGCUGUGGGCCCUGCCGCGGCAGUUUUAAAGGUGUUUGAUGCCGUCCAUGGGUUAGAGAAGUCUUUGUUGUCCGACCCCAGGAAUGAGCUUCCUGGGUAUCUGGCAGUGCUUAAGAGGCUUGAGGAGGCAUUACUUUUUUUAGGAAAUAAUUGUGGGUUGGCUAUCCAGUGGUUGGAGGAUAUAGUGGAGUAUUUGGAGGAUAAUGUGCUUGCUGAUGAGAGGUACCUUUCGGAUUUGAAGAAAUCCUUAAAGGGUCUUAGAGAAUUUCAGAAUGAUGGUGGGAAGGCUUGUCUUGAUGGCGGGUUACUAGACGCGGCCUUAGAUAAGUUAGAGAACGAAUUUCGUAGUUUAUUGAUGGAAAAUAGUGUCCCUCUUCCUAUGGCUUCUGGUGAUGACCAAGCUUGUAUUGCCCCGUCUCCUCUUCCUGUAGCCGUGAUUCAGAAGCUUCAAGCUAUUCUCGGAAGGUUGAUUGCUAAUAAUAGGCUUGAUAAAUGCAUAUCAAUCUAUGUUGAGGUCAGAAGUUCGAAUGUGCGGGCAAGUUUGCAGGCUCUUAAUUUGGAUUAUCUUGAGAUCUCGAUAUCUGAAUUCAACGAUGUGCAGAGCAUAGAGGGGUAUAUAGCUCAAUGGGGAAAGCAUUUGGAGUUUGCUGUGAAGCAUUUAUUUGAGGCCGAGUACAAGCUUUGUAUUGACGUAUUUGAGAGAAUCGGUUUGGAUGUGUGGAUGGGUUGCUUCGCCAAAAUUGCAGCGCAGGCUGGAAUUCUUGCGUUUCUUCAGUUUGGGAAGACCGUGACUGAGAGCAAGAAAGAUCCCAUUAAACUUUUGAAGCUGUUGGACAUUUUUUCAUCUUUGAAUAAACUUAGGUUGGAUUUCAAUCGGCUUUUUGGUGGAGCCGCUUGUGCUGAAAUCCAGAAUUUGACCCGAGAUCUUAUUAAGAGAGUCAUUGAAGGUGCAUGUGAGAUAUUUUGGGAACUUUUAGUUCAAGUUGAAUUGCAGAGACAAACACCACCCCCUAUUGAUGGAAGUGUUCCUAGGCUCGUAAGUUUUGUUACCGAAUACUGUAAUAGACUACUUGGGGAUGAUUAUAAGCCACUUUUGACUCAGGUUCUAGUUAUUCAAAGAAGUUGGAAAAACGAAAAAUUUCAAGAAAGGCUCCUUAUUAAUGCCAUUCGAGAUAUACUCAAAGCUAUUGAGGUGAACUUAGAGGCAUGGUCUAAGAUGUAUGAAGAUCCCAUCCUUUCAUAUGUUUUCUUAAUGAACAACCAUUGGCAUUUGUACAAGCAUUUAAGGGGAACAAAGCUCGGUAAUUUGUUGGGAGAUUCCUGGUUAAAAGAACAUGAACAAUCCAAAGAAUACUAUGCUGCCUUUUAUUUGAGAGAAACUUGGGCAAAGCUUCCGGCUUUAUUAAGCCGGGAAGGUCUGAUCCUCUUCUCUGGUGGUCGUGCUACUGCCCGAGACCUUGUCAAACGUCGCCUAAAGAAAUUCAACGAGAGUUUUGAUGAGAUGUAUAAGAAGCAGUCCAGUUGGGUUGUUUCAGACAAGGAGUUAAGAGAGAAAACUUGGCAGCUUAUCGUACAAACAAUUGUGCCUGUAUACCGAAGCUACAUGCAGAACUACGGGCCACUCGUGGAACAAGAUCCCAGUUCAAGUAAGUAUGCAAAGUAUACAGCACAAUCUUUGGAGAAAAUGAUAAUGUCCUUAUUUCUUCCUAAAUCCGGAAGAUAUGGAAGCUUUAAAGGUCGGCAGUAUAGUGGAAAAUUCAAUGUCCCAGCAGAUCAACUUCGGCAGUAUAGUGGAAAACUUAACAACGUCCCUGCAGAUCAACCUCAACGAUCUCCUACCGCUACUAGUUCAUAGUCACUUGCGUGUUUUAUAUUCGUGUCGGCAUAACAGCCAUUCCGCAAGUGCUUAAUCAAGUAUGCAAAGGCUGAUCUUUGUAUAUAAUUCGUAUCCUCGAAGGUCUUAGCCCUGCACUCUCAAAUGGCGUCCGAUCACUACUAGCCUUUAUGGGUUACACGGAGGAGAUUAUCGCAUAGCUAAGGCAAGUAAUUCUAUCUUCACUUCUUCAUUAGCAGUAGUAGUAGUAGCAGCAUAUGUAUAAUUUUUGUCUAGCGACGCGUACCUAUGAUUCCGAUAUCGAUAGUAGCUAAAUUAUCCUCAAGAGGAAGUGUCAUUGUCAAGACAAUGUAGAUCCCUUCCUCUACAUAUAAUCACCAAGUGUAUUAGUCAAAUGCAUUGAUAGAAAGCUAAUAAUAGAACAUUCAUUAUGUGAUUUGUUUUUAGAUGUCUUUGAUUUUUGAUGGCUUUGUUUGCAUGCUCUUGUGGAAAUGUAGAGUACUUGUCAGUCUAUAAGUUUUGCUCAUAUCAACAAAGCACUUGCCUUUAGUAUCUCUACGUAAGUUGUGAACUAUCUUAUUUGCCCUUGGUCUUCUUUCUCUAAAGGUACAAUAGAUUUUAUAGUUGAGAUUUGCUACCUGUACUAGCGUUUUAUAAAAGUAUGUUGCUACCAUAUAGAAUAUUCCUAAGAUAUUUCACAACUUAAUGGGCAAUUAAACGAAUUUAAUCCAUUAAUGUUACUGUAGCUUUGAGUACAACAAUGCUAUUCGGUGGAAUUUUUUUUAAAAUUUGCUACCACUGACGUUUCAUAAAAGUAUGUUACCAUAUAGAAUAUCCCAUUAAAAAAUUAGUGAUCUUUCCAAGACAUGCCAUAACUAAAGCUUCUUUUUUAAGUGUCAAACCAUCUAUACCUAUUUCCAGGAAUCACCAUACAUU